AAGUCCAAAUUAGAUCGAUUAGUCCAUAAGUCAGUGAUCAAGUUGGCCCUCAAAACCACAAUGUUGAGACAUCUCAUGAGCUCUAAAUGAGCCAACUCACGAGUUGAGCUCAACAAGCCACCGAGUCGAGCUAGCUCGCGAGCUUCACGAGAUGAACAAAGCUAGGCUCAAGCUUGGCUCGUCAGUAAACGAAUCGAGUUUCGAACGAGCUUUUCUCGAUUCGAGCUUCGAGUUGCUCGCGAGUAGCUUGGCUCAUUUGCAACCCUACUUCAAACAUUUGUAUUCAUCUGCCUUGUUAAUCUACCUUUAAUCUCCCAUUGUAUUUAAGAUUUAAGAAUACAAUGGAGAUAUAUUAAUUUGAAAUUGUCUAGUUUUGCAUUAAAUUGAUUUGACAGGAGUACGGUCAAGUAUUUUGAAAUGAUGUAUCAAUUAUGAGUUAAGACAGUCAAAUUGUCUCGUUUUAUAAAUUCGUCAUCUAAAUGACCUCUUAGUAAAUCUCUAUACACCGAAGACUACUAAGUUAAAAAAACAUGAGUUUUAUUAAAAAUGAAUAGAUUUUAUAAAUCUAUCCUCCAAAUCUCAUUCUCUAGUUGGCUCCUUAAUGUUAGUUUGGUUAAUUUUUUUGUUUGCGUGCCAAUUUAGAAAUUGCGAGCAUGUUUGGUUAGUGGUGAAUCACUAGGGGGUGGUUUGGAUGCAGGAUUGUAGUGAGUGAUUUAUGAGAGAUUUUAAAACAAUUCCUCAUUAUGCAGGAUUUUAAAACAAUUCGGCGUUUGGAAAAGCUAAAGAAUUGUAUGAUUAGUGAUUUUAAAAACUCUCAUUUGUGGGUUUUUGAAAUAGCUGAUAAGCAUCAGCUAUUUCACAAUCUCUCGCUCCUAUUUCUUAAUUUCCAAACCUUGCCCUCAACUAUCUCUUUCGUUAUUCUUCCACCUACACCGCAGCUCGUCUUCAACGUCGACUUCUCCCUUCCGAUCACCUGGUCGCAUCACCCUCCUCUCCCACUCCGUUAUGUCGCCGUAGAUCUAGGUUUACGGUGUGGAGCUGAUGUCGAUUAUAGGUUUGAAAACCCCAGUCAUCAUCCCCAUAAAGGCCAGCGAUGAACAAUAAUAUUAAGGCUUAUUCUGGGUUCCGGCGAUGAAGAAAACAGAGGAGGAAAGAAGGCGAUGAGUAUGGCGACCGUCGAUCUAUUCUUCUUCGUCGCCCUCUACUCUCCGUCACAGAGUGCUCUUCGUCCAUCACUCCUUCUCUGCCGCCUCUACUCCCUAUCGCCCUAGACUGAUCUUGAAUUCCGAGGUUGAAACCCAGAAACACAGACCGCCACCGCCUAGCCUCCUCUGUUUCUCAUCUUUCCUGGCUCCAUUUCCCUGGCGCGAUUCAUCCCCAAAUCAGGUUCUCUUCCCGAAAUUAGAACUUUGGGAUUAGGGGAAGAAUGGUCUGAAUUCGGGUUCCUUGAUUUAGCAUUUGGGUUCUACGAUUUGGGGGUAGGAGAAGUCGAAUAUAGGUUUGGGAAUUUGGGUUAAACGAUUAAAAAGGGGUCUGGGAUAAAUACGAUGAUUGCUGAGCGAUUUAUUGGGUUUUGAUUUGUUUUGGGUUUGGACUAUUGUUGCGGUGUUGAAUGUUUAUGGUCUAUGGAUUAGAGGAGGAAGUCGGCGAGGAGAAGUGAGGAGGAAGCCUGCGAUGAUUAGUCCAAGAACAAGGUGAAUGUAGAAGAAGAUGGGCACUAAAGUAAUUUGGCAUUUUAGUUAAAAAUUCUGUGUUUCAUUCCAAACGAGUUAUUUCAGACAAAUCCCACAUACAAAUUCUUCAGUAUUUUAAACGAGAGAUUUAGACCAAAAUCCCUCAUUAUUAAAAUUCCUAAUCCAAACGACCCCUAGGUGAAAACAGCUUAUCUAUAACUUAAUCGGUAUUUCUUAUUAGUCAACCACUAAUUAUUGAUUCUAUUGACAAAGAGGGAUGGAUUUCGACUCUUCGAGACGUUUGAAACUUUGGAUGAAGGAUUGUUUUGUUAUAUUUGAGGUUUGGGAUGUUAAGAAUUAAGACAUUAUCAUGUCUUGAAUCCUGAAACCUUUUUACUUAAUCAAAACAAAAAACAACAUGAUUAUACUAGUGGGUAGCGAUUCAUUUACUUAGUAAUUUAUCACUAAAUAAAACGACCUUGUCAAAAUGAACCAUUUAGAAAUUGUCAGCUAAGAUUAAACCGUUGAUCGUCACUUCGUCAAUCAAACCGACAAUUGGCAAAACCGUCUACUACUUACUAGACCGGGUUAAUUGAUAAUUUAAAAAAUACCGGUUAAUGGAUUCAUAUGCCCCGACCGGUAAUCAUCCGGGGCUCCAACGAAAGCGAGAGUCGGGUCCUAUAAAUCAACCCGGCGCCACCAGCAAUUGGAACUCCUUCAGCCCUAGCGCGAAACAACCAGUCCCUUCCAUCGACACAAUUUCUGCGGUUGUUUUCAAAGCUCGCCUUCUUCGGCGUCCGAAUCUCCGCGUUCCUGCCCUCUUGCUUAGUCUCCAUAUCCAGUGCCGGCAUUCCAAGGCAGGUUCGAAGCAAUUGACUUCCUUCUUAGAGGUUUUGUAUGGACUGGAGCGGACUCUCGUAGCGUUUCUGCUGGCAUCGGUUUUUAUUUACGUGCUGAUACGCCUUACUCUGGUCGAGUGAAGUAUACACCUAAGUGGCAGAAAGUUGUUCAUUGUGGUAUAGGGACUGGUGUAUGGUGCAGUGUUAGCUAGGUUAUGCUGUUGCAGAGAGCUGAAAUGGGGAUUAGGGUUUGCCUGUGUUGUGAAUUUCUUUUUGAACCGGAAUGUAGGGAAUAUUUGGUUAUAUGGGGUUGCUUCGGCAUAGUUGAAGCUGAAGAGUGGAAGUUAUUAAUCUGUUAUAGUAUUUCAUGUACUUCCUAAUGUAGAAGAAUUCUGGUUCACAUAGUAAGUUGAGUUAUAUUGUGUGUAUGCUGGGUGCAUGAAUAUGCAAUCUUAAGGUUCUAGUAAUUCCUUGGUGAAUGGUGAUUCUAUUGCUUUAUUCGUCUUAUAAGCAAAAGCUUUCCCGACUGUAGUUGAUUAACUACUGGUUGCGUUUCAUAAUCUGAAACUGUUGUCAAUUACUUCACGAAUUGUGUUUUCUGUUGCUUUGCAGUUGUUGGCGGUUCAUGCGCGAGGUCUCCUACUGAAUUAGGAGGUUAAAGAAAAUGGAUUUUGACGAGUAUGAUUACUUGGAGAAGACUGUUGAAAACCCCGAGCCGGAAAAGGGGAACGAAACUGCUAAUGGAAGUGAGACGGUCAAAUCUAAAGAGAAGGAUCGUAGUCGGGGUUCGAAGCACAAAAGUGAUGAGAGGGAGGACGACGACGACGAUGAUGACGAAAACCAUCGCUCAAAGCGAUCAAAAUCAAGAGAUGAUACACGCGUUCAUGAUCGUCACGGAGAAAGGGGUUCAUCCCAACCCCGGUCUGGAUCUGGAGAUAGGGAGAGGGAUCGCCACCGGAGUAGCCGUGAAAAAAGAGAUAAGGAGAAGGGCAGGAAUAGGGAGGAACGGAAUGGGAAGGAUAGGGACCGAGAACGUGAGAGGGAUAGAGAUCGUGACAGGAAGGAACGUGACAGGGAAAGGGAGAAGGAGAAGGAGAGUGAAAGGGAGCGAUCGCAUCGAAGUGGGAGUCAGUCAGGAAGAGAGAAGAGUAAGGACAGAGAGCCUAUAGAAAGGGAAAGGGAGCGAGGUGGUUUUAAAGAACGAGAAAGAGAACCUAGAAGGAAGAAGGAGGAUGGUACUGAGCCGGAGGCUGAUCCUGAGCGUGAUCAAAGGACUGUAUUUGCUUAUCAGAUAUGUUUGAAGGCUGAUGAAAGGGAUGUGUAUGAGUUCUUUUCAAGGGCUGGAAAGGUACGAGAUGUUCGUCUCAUCAUGGAUCGGAAUUCAAGGCGGUCUAAGGGAGUCGGGUACAUUGAAUUCUAUGAUGUGAUGUCAGUUCCUAUGGCAAUUGCACUGUCCGGCCAGCCUCUUCGCGGUGUACCUGUAAUGGUAAAACCCUCUGAAGCUGAAAAGAAUCUUGUUCAGUCGACCGCAGCUGCUGUUGUCGGACCUGGUGGAGGGUUAGCUCCUUAUUCAGGAGGGGCUAGAAGGUUGUAUGUUGGCAACCUCCACUUCAACAUAACAGAAGAUCAACUUCGUCAGGUUUUUGAACCAUUUGGUGCUGUAGAGUUGGUUCAACUGCCCGUUGAUGAAACUGGACAUUGCAAAGGCUUUGGUUUUGUUCAGUUUGCACGUCUUGAGGAUGCUAGAAAUGCCCUUAAUUUGAACGGGCAAGUGGAGAUUGCCGGUCGCCCUAUAAAGGUGUCAUCUGUCACUGAUCAAACUGGUCAAGAGGGUGGGACAAAUGCUGCUGAUUUCGAUGAUGAUGAGUGUGGUGGUUUGGCACUAAAUGCGCGUUCUCGGGUAAUGUUGAUGCAGAAGUUAGAUAGGAGUGGCACUGCUACAAGCAUUGGUGGGAAUCCAGCCGUCGGUACUGGGAUGACAUUACCUGCUGCGCCCGCAUUGGGGCCUGGUGUGAUCCCUCAGACUAUUGCUUCUCUCCUACCACCUGGGCUAUCUGGCGCGGGUCUUCAAAUCCCUGGUGCUGGAAUUCCUACAAUCGAUACAAUUGGUGUUCCUAGUGAAUGUUUGUUACUAAAGAAUAUGUUUGAUCCCCAGUCGGAGACGGAGCCAGACUUUGAUUUAGAUAUCAAAGAAGAUGUUCAAGAGGAAUGCUCGAAGUUCGGAACCUUAAACCAUAUCUUUGUGGACAAGAAUACCAUGGGAUUUGUGUAUCUACGCUUUGACAACACACAGGCUGCAAUGAAUGCACAGCGUGCACUCCAUGGAAGGUGGUUUGCUGGGAAGAUGAUCACUGCAACAUAUAUGGUGCCUCAGAUGUACCAACAGAAGUUCCCUGACAGCAACAGGUAGGACAUUGCGUCUUAGCCUGGCUUGUGGAACACCAACAAGGUAGCUUGAAGCUCAUGGGUUCAAUCUUAAUGGUCACUGAUCGACAGAAUCCGCGGCACUGAUAUGCCCCAAUAUCGAUCGGUGGUGCAGGAUGGGUUGCUUGGGGUUGUUCGGUUUUGAGAACUGGGUGAGGGUUGAUGAUGGUUUUCGGGUUUAUUAUAGGAAUUGCUGCAUAGUGAAGAGGUGGUAUGAAGCAAUAGCUGCCUACUGCAACCAAAGAUUUGUUUUAAUGUUGUAGGAUUUUAUGUGUAUUUGAGUUAUUAGAAUCCAUCUUGUACAAGAGUAUUCUUUUUGGCGUUGUCCCAGCUCCCAAGUUUACCUGUUACGAGCUGCUAUCUUUCGUUUUGUAAUGUUCAAGACUAACUAGAUACAAACCAAAAUCAUCUUUUGUCUUCUGCAAAUUUGUCAAUCUUUCAAUAGCGGCGUGUAACCUGAAAUACACCUCUAAUCUCCGG
Molecule: messenger RNA, 5416 nt
Organism: Linum trigynum
Lineage: Eukaryota; Viridiplantae; Streptophyta; Magnoliopsida; Malpighiales; Linaceae
Source: the annotation of a GenBank genome assembly